Penaeus vannamei (Pacific white shrimp) is the source of this 946-nucleotide messenger RNA. The record is from RefSeq and is a predicted model, not a curated record. Lineage: Eukaryota; Metazoa; Arthropoda; Malacostraca; Decapoda; Penaeidae.
GUCAACAACAACAGCUUCAGCACGGCGCUCACCUCCCGCCGCCCGAUCACGCUGGACGACAUCGAGCCGUCCCACCGCGAGGACGUGUGGCGUCUCCUGGGCCUCCUGCCGGGGGGAGACAGGGGGGUGAAGAAGGUCGACCCUCUGCAGCACAAAGGACCCUCGAGGACCAACAAUGGCCAGGCCUCGACGGGCUUGGGGGCCACCAAAUCCCUCGAGGGCGGGGCGGCGUCGACGCGGGCAAGGGGCGGACUCAUGAGGGACAUGUCGGUGGACCUCACGAGGGACUCCUCGCCCGUCUCCUCGCUCACCUCGACGCCGCUGAAGCAGGAUGCACUAAAGGAAGCACAAGGAAAGGAAGAAGAAGGAGGGGGGCAGUGGGCCCACGGGAGCCUGCCCGCCGCCAGUCUUACGCCCCUCGAGGGCUCCGCCGUCAGCAACCACAAACACGGUGUCAGAAGGCACCAUCAGCUGGUGAGCUACACCUCCUUGCCCUUCGACGGCGCGGGGGGAGGGAGACUAGGGGGAGGGAUAGGGAGCCUGGCCCUGGACCCGACCUUCUCCCCGGCGUCCCUGCUGUGCGUGCCCGUGGCGUGCCCGGGCAAGGAGACCCUGGCGGUGCUGGCCUGCCUCGUCGACAAGACCUCGGAGAUGGAGUUCGACCAGGAGGACGUCCUGACCGUGCAGGAGUGCUUCAAAUACACCAUCGGGAUGCUGGUGAACACAUUAACAGCUGAACGUGAACACCGUCUUCGCACACAGUGUCAGGCUCUGCUCAAUGUCGCCCAGAACCUCUUCACGCACUUGGAUGACGUCACCGUCUUGCUGAGGGAGGUGAUGGCGGAAGCGAGGAAGCUGACGGAUGCUGAGAGAUGCUCCUCUUCCUCGUGGACAAGGACAACGAUCAGCUGGUGCCAAGGUCUUCGAUGGAGAGAGGAAGGAGGAG